GGACACACCGCGAGCCGCGCCGUGCGCCGCCAGGUGUCCGAGUGGCGACCACUCCGCAUCUCGCCUGCACGCUGCAGUGCCAGUCAGUAGUGUGCGCGUGCUGUUGCGUUCGCGACACCGCCGUUCUUUGUCAUCUUUAGUUUUUCAAACAAUACCUAAACCAGCACCUAAUUAAACAUGUAAAUUCCGACUAAGUUCUGCACUCGGUCAUUGAAGAAUAAUUUUAUAUUAUUCUUUAUAUCAGAUCGUAAAGAUAUAAUAUUAUAGAUUACGCGAGUGAUAAUGAUAAAAUCAUCGAUAACGAUUUUAUGUGCGUUAUUUCCUUGCAUCUCCACUCCUCCGAGGUGAACGUGGCCAAAUAGAUGGUGUUAUCAGGAGUGCUAAAAUUUAUCUGACAUUCGACUUCGUGUCUGUUUAUUUUAUUUAAAUAUUCGCGACUACCUAUGAACUUGAAUUCGUUGUGUGACAAAAAUGGUGAAAUGUUAUAGGGGAAGUGUAUCGUUAUCGGAUCUUUGGAUAUCUUCACAUGAGAAGUUGAGUGAUUUUCAAGCGUCGUCAUGGCAACGAGGGGAUUCACCGGUGCCACUGCUGGUGGUGCGAAUGUUGCUGGCCACUCUCGCUUUGGGCAUCCUCAUUUGGUCGGUAGUAACCUCGCCGACACCCUAUUGGUUGGUAUUCCUAACCAACUGGGGGCUGGUGCUGGUGGCUAUGAUGACCGUAAAUGGGCUGCUCGUAUCGUGUAUCGCUGUUGGGAAGACGACGUUUGAUGACAAAGAAUUGCCGUGGUACGUGAGCAUGUAUUGGCUGAUAUUCAACACCACCGUUACCAUCGCCAUCAUGAUCACAGCCCUUUACUGGAUACUGCUGUAUAACCCAGAUCCCGAGACUCCUCAUGAACCGCCGUCGUUCUGGCUGGACGUGUCGACGCACGCGUUCAACUCAUGCAUAGCCCUGGCAGACCUGCUAGUGUCGCGCACCCCAGUCCGACUACCGCACAUAUACCAACCUCUCGGCUUGGGUCUGUGGUACGUCGCAUUCUCGGUAAUUUACUACGUCGCCGGAGGGCUCGUAAAUGGUGAACCAUUCAUCUACGAAAUCCUUGAUUGGCGGCAAAGCAAACGCGCUGGGACCAUAGUGGGCCUCGCGAUGGUGGGCCUAUUGGCGCUGUACGUGAUACUGUGGGCCAUAGCACUGUGCCGGGACAAGAUAUCCACCUCUUACAUAAGGACCCGAGGCCAUGACCUGCCAACCGCGCCGCCCGACCGACACAUGGUCGUAUGAUACCGGAAGAAAAACGGUCGUGAUACCUAAUAGGAAAAUUUAUUUUUUACGAUUUAAUGGCUUUUGACAAAGCCUUUUUAUAUUGUUAUGAUAACGGCACUAGAUACUAAGUAUUAGCUAAUUUUUCCUGAUGUUUUAAUGUGUUUACGGAAUAUUCAGGACCUAUCCUUUUAAAGGGAAAUCACAGGAUUCUAUUACGUGAUUUUUAUUCCCUUUCACGCAAUUUUUGACAAAUUGUACAGUUGUAUGAGAGGUAUUUUCGGAAAGAGAUUGGAAACGUUUUGUAUAUUAUUAAUCUUAUACAUCAAAGUAUUCCAUUAAUCUCUGUAAAGUGUUAAUAAAACUGUAAAAACAUUA
Molecule: messenger RNA, 1638 nt
Organism: Manduca sexta (tobacco hornworm)
Lineage: Eukaryota; Metazoa; Arthropoda; Insecta; Lepidoptera; Sphingidae
Product: protein rolling stone-like
Exons: 4
Coding region: 472-1281 (269 amino acids)
Cellular component (GO): membrane
Source: RefSeq, a predicted model, not a curated record